AUGCUCAGAAGCAUGGAUGUGAAGUACAAGUAUGCGAUCGUACGGGUCAAAGAAUCGUCAGUGAUCGACUUCUUUGGUUUGAUUGCAUCAAAUGGAUAUUCGGAUGUUUCAUUUGUAAGCAACCUGAAUCAAGCAAUAGCUCGUCCCGAUCCGAACGAUGAUGCUGGCGCGUCGACAUCAAUGAAAAGCGAUGAUCGUGUUGCUGAUUCCGAGGAUCAUUGUUCAGUAUCCGCCACGCCUGUCUCACCCGGUGAAGAAUUUACGAAUGGAAGCGCAUCUGCGAAACGAUUGGCAUCUGCAUUCAAUCUCAACAUAGCUAUACCUAAAAUAGAAAAAGACGAUCCGACACCUGAAGAAGAGAUCGAGGAUGGCGGAGACCUGAAUUUGGAUUCGUUUCCCCAAGGUUCUGCUCCCAUCGAUCUUGUUACGGGAUUAUUUGCGACGGAUCCAUUCACGCAUCUUUUACAGCAUAAGAUCCCUAACCUUGGGUCUGAUUGGAAUCCAUCGUCUGAUCUGAAAGCCCGACAGUUCAUUUCAAAUCACUCCCGGAUCCCUCCGUAUAAACAGCUGGAAGGAUUUCAAACGCGUAUGAAAGGAUGGCAGCGCGAAUACAUCAAAGAUAUUAUCAAGGAGGGUCAUUAUCCAACAGAAGAGGAGCUUAGGGAUAUCGAAGUGAAGUGUGAUCUUAGUCGGAAACAAGUCCUGAGAUUUAUCGCGAAGCGUGUUGGGAAUCCGAAUCGAAAACCGCGCGACGGUCGACUACCUCCAGCCACUCCGGAAGAGAUCCAACAAACGUUGGAGAAAUUCAACGGGACUUCUGCAUGA
Necator americanus (New World hookworm) is the source of this 825-nucleotide messenger RNA. RefSeq lists its product as uncharacterized. Bases 1 to 825 code for a protein of 274 amino acids. The transcript is spliced from 7 exons. Lineage: Eukaryota; Metazoa; Nematoda; Chromadorea; Rhabditida; Ancylostomatidae. The record is from RefSeq and is a predicted model, not a curated record.